Actinia tenebrosa (Australian red waratah sea anemone) is the source of this 659-nucleotide messenger RNA. RefSeq lists its product as uncharacterized. NCBI's taxonomy places the organism in Eukaryota, Metazoa, Cnidaria, Anthozoa, Actiniaria, Actiniidae. The record is from RefSeq and is a predicted model, not a curated record.
UAAUAGAAAGAACAUUUCAAACGCACCAAAAGGAUUACCGGGCCACAGUUAUCUUCAUAAAGAGACAUUUAGAAAUGCUCCCUAAAGACGCAAGAAAAUACUACGAAGCAAGUAGCGAGUCCAAACAGAAGGAAAAACUUGCAGAAGAAGGAGUCAGAAAAGAAUUAAUUCGAAACUUUUGAAGAUUGUAAGGGUGAUCUUAUUUCUUCUCAAAUUUGUGAUAUAUUUUUUAUCCUUAUCCUAACCUCUAAAUUCAUUAUGUACCGAGUUAAAUUUGUUGUUACGAUAACUGAAAAAUCAUGUUUUGGUUCUUGUUCAUUUUUAAGUUCUGUCGAUAGUGCUCAACCAACUAGCAUCUUGGAAGAGUUUUCGAGUGAAAAGAGUUCAGAUGAGGCAGAGGAGAGUGCCAAAAGUGACCAAACAGCGGAAGAACGCGACAGGCAAAACAGGAAGAAAACAAGAAUGCAAGAGGCGACAGAUUCCCUUCCAGAUGUGCUGAAAGCUGUAAAAGUAGCUGCAGAAGCCCAUUCAGAGGUUCUGAAAAAGUGGCAGUCAACAUUUGAUGACAACGAUGAUUAAAAGCUUAAACAAGUUAUAAAGAAAUAAAAGCCUGUGUUUUGUUGUGAAUGAUGAACAUCAAAUAAAUCCUAAAAGAAUUA